Candida dubliniensis CD36 is the source of this 1293-nucleotide messenger RNA. It is a transcript of the gene ALG2, whose product is annotated as GDP-Man:Man(1)GlcNAc(2)-PP-dolichol alpha-1,3-mannosyltransferase. NCBI's taxonomy places the organism in Eukaryota, Fungi, Ascomycota, Pichiomycetes, Serinales, Debaryomycetaceae. The record is from RefSeq and is a predicted model, not a curated record. Bases 1 to 1293 code for a protein of 430 amino acids. The transcript has a single exon. Gene Ontology annotation, molecular function: alpha-1,3-mannosyltransferase activity; GDP-Man:Man(1)GlcNAc(2)-PP-Dol alpha-1,3-mannosyltransferase activity.
AUGUCAAAACGACAAGAUAACAAGAAAAUUGCAUUUAUUCAUCCUGAUCUUGGAAUUGGUGGAGCAGAAAGAUUAGUUGUUGAUGCAGCUGUGGGGUUACAAGAUUUUGGUCAUGAUAUCAUUAUUUAUACAUCACAUUGUGAUUUAACACACUGUUUUGAAGAAGUCAGUUCAGGUCAAUUGAAAGUUUCAGUUCAUGGAGAUUCAUUACCAACCAACUUAUUUGGCAAGCUUCAUAUUUUUUUUGCAAUUUUAAGACAAUUCUAUUUAGUUUGUUGGUUAAUAUUCACUGGCACAAUUAAAGAUUAUGAUUAUUUUAUUGUUGAUCAAUUAUCAUUCUGCAUCCCAUUAUUGAAAACAUUUUGUAAUUCAAAUUGUCAAGUAUUAUUUUAUUGUCAUUUCCCUGAUCAGUUACUAGUAAGAAGAACUAGCUUUUUAAAGAAAUUAUAUAGAGUGCCCUUCGAUGCUAUUGAAGAGUAUACCACGGGGUCAAGUGAUCAAAUUGUUGUUAAUUCAAAUUUUACUAAACAGAUUUUCCAUGACACUUUUAAGAAAUUAAAUCAUAUUGAUCCUCAAGUGGUUUAUCCAUGUGUUGAUACUGAAACUGAUGUCGAUACAAAUGCAUCAUCUAAUACCGAAGUAUCAAAGUUUUUCAAUGACUCGCCAUUUUUUUUAUCAAUCAAUCGAUUUGAAAGAUCUAAGAAUAUUGAAUUGGCAAUAAAAUCAUUUGCUAGAAUGAAUAAGUUAAUGGUCACCAAUAAGAAGCCAAGAUUAGUAAUUGCUGGUGGAUAUGAUAGUAGAGUUGCUGAAAAUGUUGAAUAUCUUGCAGAAUUAUCAACAUUAUGUGAUGAGUUGAAUUUAAUUAACUUUACUAUUAGAGGAAAAUUGAUCAUGAUGCCACCAUCUGUAGAUGUGUUGUUUUUACCAUCGAUUUCAACUCAACUUAAAAACUCAUUGAUCCAACAAACAGAAUUAUUGCUUUACACACCACCAAGAGAACAUUUUGGAAUAGUGCCUCUUGAAGCAAUGUUGGCGAAAACUCCAGUUUUGGCAAUCAAUUUUGGUGGUCCCUUAGAGACUGUUGUAAAUUAUAAUGGUAACAAUCUUGAUGAAGCAACUGGUUAUACUGAAACUGGUGAUUUCUCAAAAUGGGCCAAAAUUAUUAUGAAACAUUAUAAUUUGGAUGAAAGUACUAAAGUUAAAUUGGGUGAAAAUGGUCGUAAUAGAGUGAUUAAUAAGUUUUCAAGGAAGAAACUUGCUCAAAGUUUAGAAAACAUUUUGAAUUUAAACUAA